Aquila chrysaetos chrysaetos is the source of this 3454-nucleotide messenger RNA. RefSeq names its product membrane metalloendopeptidase like 1 (gene MMEL1). NCBI's taxonomy places the organism in Eukaryota, Metazoa, Chordata, Aves, Accipitriformes, Accipitridae. Gene Ontology annotation, molecular function: metalloendopeptidase activity. The record is from RefSeq and is a predicted model, not a curated record. The coding region runs from base 792 to 3113 and encodes 773 amino acids. Gene Ontology annotation, cellular component: plasma membrane. The transcript has 23 exons. Gene Ontology annotation, biological process: protein processing.
AAUCGGUGUGUUUUCAAACGAGAAGCUGUUCCCGUAUAUCACACCCAAAAGCUGCCAGCACUCCCAGAGCCAGAGGGUUUCGAUAGGUUUGCACCUCCCUGACUUCACGCUCCUUCUGCGAGCGCAGCAGCCAACUAAAUAACCUGGGAGCAGGUUUCAGGAAAGCUAGAGGAAGUUUAGGAGAAGCUGCGGCAGAGCGGAGCUGGUGCUGCUUGCAGGCUCCGAGAGCCCAGCGCUCUCCGCUGCUGUGAUGCAAGCCCUCCUCCCCCCGCCGCUCGGGAGCAUUUGCCUGGAGCUGGGAUCCGCACACGGCUGAGCUCCCAAGUUGGAGCAUGGCUCCGAGAAGACUGAGAAGCUGGAAGGCACAAACUCCUGCAGACCUGGGAGCUGACACGUGUUCUAGGAGCCUUCUACUUUCCCAACCCUUCGCGUGUGCUAAGGACGGAGCAGACACGGCUCAAAGGCGCUCACACCUGGAAGGAUCUCUUUUUGGAUCCUGCUGCUGGUAACAGAGCUCUGCAGACCUACUCAUAGCCACAGAGGAAAAAAAGAGGAAAAUUCUUUGAAACAGCAAGACACUUUUCAAAGUGAGGAGUCGAAGGAGGCAGUUUUUCCCCUCCUUCCCUGUCUGGGAGAAAGGAGUUGCCCAAGCUGGUGAUGAGACUUUUCCAUACUUCGCAAAGCAGGCUCCUGAAGUUAUGACACUGCACCACUGAGAGCCUAGGGUAGUGUAGUCCAGAACAGCCCCCAGCAGCACACCCCGAGUGCAGACAAUCUGGCAGGCACAGGAGAUGGAGAAUGAGGUUGGCAAAUCUGUGGACAAUCAAAUGGACAAAUACAUAGUUACAAUAAUGGGGAAAUCAGAAAGUCAAAUGGAUAUUGUGGAAAAAUCAACAAAAUCUGGGAAGAAAUCCUGGAGCUUUGUGGCAAUCGGUCUGGCUGUCUUGCUGCUCCUCAUGACUUGUGCAGUGGUCGCCCUGGUGAUCCUGUAUGCCAGCAGCAGAGGCACUCACUAUGGCACCAAUUCAGGCAACAUAUGUACCACACCUGGAUGUGUUACAGCAGCUGCUAGAAUAAUUCAGAAUAUGGACCCAACAGCUGACCCGUGCAAGGAUUUCUACCAGUAUGCCUGUGGGGGCUGGCUGAACCGGCAUGUUAUCCCAGAAACUAGCUCCAGAUACAGCAUUUUUGACAUCCUGAGAGAUGAGCUGGAGAUCAUCCUAAAAGGUGUGUUGGAGACUUCAGAUCGAGGGGACAGAGAAGCAUUUCAGAAAGCUAAAAUACUUUACAAGUCAUGCAUGAAUGAGAGUCUUAUAGAGCAACGAGAUUCAUUGCCUCUGCUAGAGGCCUUAACGAUGGUUGGAGAUUGGCCAGUGGCUUCUGCAGACUGGAAUAAGACCAAAGAGCCAAAUUGGAGCAUGGAAGAAAAACUCUCCAUAAUGAACUCCAGAUUUAACAAACGUGUCCUCAUUGACAUGUUUGUGUGGAAUGAUGACCGGGAUUCCAGCAGACACAUCAUUUAUAUUGACCAGCCAAGUUUAGGAAUGCCAUCCAGGGAUUACUACUUUAAUGGGGGCAACUAUCAAAAAGUGAGAGAAGCUUACCUGCAGUUCAUGAUCACCAUUGCCAAAAUGAUCCGGGAAGACAAGAACGUGUCUAAAGACGAUUCCUUUGUCCAAGAGGAAAUGGCUAGGGUUAUGGAGUUUGAAACAGAGAUUGCAAAUGCAACUACCCCAGCAGAAGAAAGGCAUGAUGUAACCUUGUUGUACAACAAAAUGACCUUAAAAGAGCUACAGGAAAAGUUUGCAUUGAACGAAUUUAACUGGACCUUCUUCAUCCAAGGUGUCAUGUCUUCAGUAAGUGUUCAGGUUGACCCAGAAGAAGAGGUUGUUGUAUAUGGCAUGCCCUAUCUGCAAGAGCUGAAAGCAAUUAUCUCAAAGUACUCAGCAAGCACUAUCCAGAACUACCUCAUUUGGCGACUGGUGAUUGAUCGAGUCAGCAGCUUGAGUCGACGUUUCAAGGAUGCUCGGGCCAGCUACAGGAAGGCACUUUAUGGGACAACACUGGAAGAAGCCCGCUGGAGGGAGUGCGUGAGUUAUGUCAACAACAACAUGGAGAACGCAGUGGGAGCAAUGUAUGUCAGAGAGGCAUUUGCUGGUGAGAGCAAGAGGAUGGUCCGAGAUUUAAUAGAUAAGAUUCGUGAAGCAUUCAUCGAGACUUUAGAUGAGUUACAGUGGAUGGAUGAGGCAUCUAAAGAGAAAGCUCGUGAGAAGGCAAUGGCAAUUAAAGAACAAAUAGGCUAUCCAGAUUAUAUUUUGGAAGAUCAGAAUGAAAAACUAGAUCAGGAAUAUGCCAAUUUAAACUUCAGUGAACACAACUACUUUGAAAACAUUCUGGAAAACCUGAGAGCGGGAGCCCAAAAGAGCUUGAAAAAACUUCGAGAGAGAGUUGACCAAGAUAUAUGGAUAAUUGGAGCUGCAGUGGUCAAUGCAUUCUAUUCCCCCAAUCGGAACCAGAUAGUUUUUCCUGCUGGGAUUCUACAGCCCCCCUUCUUCAGCAAACACCAACCACAAGCCCUGAACUUUGGAGGGAUCGGGAUGGUUAUUGGGCAUGAAAUUACUCAUGGGUUUGAUGACAAUGGUAGGAAUUUUGAUAAAGAUGGAAAUAUGUUUGACUGGUGGAGCAAUUUCUCAGCUAUGCAUUUCAAGGAGCAGUCUCGUUGCAUGGUUUAUCAGUAUGGGAACUACACAUGGGAGCUUGCUGGAGGACAAAAUGUCAGUGGAAUAAGCACAUUAGGAGAAAAUAUUGCAGAUAAUGGAGGAGUCCGACAGGCUUAUAAGGCCUACUUAAAAUGGCUGGAACGGGAAGGGAAGGAGCCAAAGUUGCCUGGACUGAAUCUGUCCCACAAACAGCUUUUCUUCCUCAACUUUGCCCAGGUUUGGUGUGGUUCCUACAGACCAGAAUAUGCUAGCCAGUCAAUAAAGACAGAUGUUCACAGCCCUCUGAAAUACAGGGUGAUGGGAUCUUUGCAGAACUUUGAAGCAUUCUCAGAGGUGUUCCACUGUAAAAAAGGCACAGCCAUGCAUCCUGUAGAGAAAUGCAGAGUGUGGUAACCAAAAAGAACACUGGCGAGAAUGACGCAUACUCUGGUGACACAACAAACAGUUCUUGCCAAUGAUGUGCCUGCUGUUCUCCCAUUCAGUCACAGCCAAGGCUAAUGGUGCAGCUACUGUGGUGAGAAUCAAGGAAACUACGGCACUCAAGCUCUUGCAGUUCCACUGGGAAGUAGACAGGUAUCUCAGUGACCGAUGGGCUGUGCUGAAAGCCGCAGUGUGCUCCAGAACAGAAAUGACUGUUUCAAAUGACAUCCUGACUGUUAUUAAGAUACCGCAUCAGGGUUACAAAGACUAAUUCUUAAAUAAAAAAAAAAACAAAACAAAACAAACAACAAACA